Molecule: messenger RNA, 631 nt
Organism: Meloidogyne enterolobii
Lineage: Eukaryota; Metazoa; Nematoda; Chromadorea; Rhabditida; Meloidogynidae
Source: the annotation of a GenBank genome assembly
AUGCAACAAAUAUUUUAUUUAAUUAUUUAUUUUAUUUUAAUUCCAUUUACAAAUUCUAUUCGUUGUUUUGAAUGUUCUUCAGUAGCAACGGGGGGUGACAGAAUUUGUAGUAAAUAUGUGGGAACAAGUUGUUCUUAUGGAUUUUUUGGGUGUGUUAAAGUAGCUACUUAUGUGGGCAAUUUCAUUAACGAUCCCUCAGCUGUAGUAUCAAUUGUUCGUGGUUGUAAUAUUCUACCUUUAGGUGGGGUAGAUGCUUGUCAACAACAAGUUAUUUUGGGAUAUAGAAUUAUUACAUGUUUUUGUUAUUCUGAUUAUUGUAAUGGAACAAAACAAAAUAAUUUAAGAAUAGCUACUAUAAUAAUAUUUAUUUUAUUUUUUGUUUUAUUUUAUAUUUUUAUUUUAUAAUUUAAAUAGAAUUUUAUAUUUAUUUUUUAUUUUCAAAUUUAAAAAAAUAAACUUACUUUUGUAUUUUCCCCUUUUCUACAAACAAUAUCUCCGGGGCAUAAACGUAAUGUUUGUAGUCUAAUAGCUAAUUCACUUAAUAAAGCUCUCUCACAUAAAGAAAAUACAGGCGAACCAAUUAAUGCCCUAACAUGUGAUUCUGCUGCUAAUUCCAAGCCAAGACGAGGAG